Monopterus albus (swamp eel) is the source of this 697-nucleotide messenger RNA. RefSeq names its product cerebellin 18 (gene cbln18). The record is from RefSeq and is a predicted model, not a curated record. Gene Ontology annotation, cellular component: synapse. The transcript is spliced from 5 exons. Bases 19 to 534 code for a protein of 171 amino acids. Gene Ontology annotation, biological process: maintenance of synapse structure. Lineage: Eukaryota; Metazoa; Chordata; Actinopteri; Synbranchiformes; Synbranchidae. Gene Ontology annotation, molecular function: protein binding.
GGGGAUACCUACGCAAGGAUGGAAAAUUUGUCCGGGGGUAUCAGCAGACUGAAUAGUAGGAUACAGGCACUCACAGCUGGCAUGAAGAUUGCCUUCAAAGCCACGAUAGACCCAAAUCUUGCCAUUGCAAUUUCUGGAUUUUCUGAACGUUGCUUUGGUCCAUUCACUACCAAUAUGCCCAUCCCCUAUGCCAGCAUCACCUUUAAUGAUGGCAGGGGAUACAACCCUUCCUUGGGUGUCUUCACUGCCCCUCUUGCUGGCGUUUAUGUCUUUUCCCUCAAAGUCUACUCAUCUGUGGAAGAAAAUGGUCGCCUCUACCAUAAAGUGCAGCUGAUUUGGAAUGGCAGGCCAAUGUCCAAUGUGUGGGAAGACAAUCGAGAGGAUAGUGAGGACAGUGCCACUCAGAUUUUGGUAGUGGAGUUGCAGAAAGGUGAUCAGGUCUAUGUGGAGCUGAUGUCUGGGAGGAGGCUCUGUAAAAACCUGGAGUACAACAUUUUUACUGGUCACAUACUGUACCCCUACAUUAAUGAGUGAUACACGAGCCACAGAUCCGGGCCUCUUAAAUGUUCUCUCUCCAGAGCCUCAGAUGAAUUCAUUUAUCCUCACUAAACUGAGAUUAACAAACUAGUUGUCUUACUUACAUGGUGACUUAGGAGAUAUGGGUUUGUGACCUAUUGUGGGACAAGCCCUGUAGUUU